AAAAAAGUUGACAAGUUGGAAGAUGUUGAAAUGUGAAAUUUGAAGAAGAAAAUUCAUUACUUUCCACGUAUACCAACACUUUUUGGUCGUUAUUUUUUUGUCCUCCACGCAUUACACGUAAUUCUCCACGAUGUACUAUGAUAAGACUUCGCCGCCUAUGUCCCCGCAGCCAAUGUCGCCGCCAGAGUUGUCACCUCCUUCUUCGCCUAGUUCAUCACCAUUUGGAGGACGGCCCUUCGGCCCUCCUAUGUCGCCCAAUUCGGCAAGAAAUCACGAGGCCAGACACACAGCUUCGGCAAAAAGAACAAAAUAUCUCAAACGAAUAUUCAAGUUCCGACAAAUGGACUUUGAAUAUGCCUUCUGGCAGAUGUUAUACCUGUUCAUUUCACCACAAAAAGUAUAUAGAAAUUUCCAGUAUAGAAAAAAUACUAAGGACCAGUUUGCGAGAGAUGACCCAGCCUUUCUUGUUCUGUUGAGUUUUUGGCUGCUAGCUUCUUCAAUAGGUUUUGCCGUGGUGUUGAGUCUUCAUGUCCUUGCCUUCUUCAAGUUCAUUUUCUGGGUGAUAUUUGUCGAUUGCAUUGGUGUAGGAAUCGUUAUUGCUACAAUACUAUGGUAUAUCAGCAAUAAAUACCUUGUGCACUCGCCUCCUGGUCGGCCAACUACAGAUGUAGAAUGGGGUUAUGCAUUUGAUGUUCAUUUAAAUGCAUUCUUUCCUCUGUUGAUGAUACUACACUUGUUCCAGCUGCCAUUUUUAAACCAUGUGAUCAACACUGACUGGUUCUUCGGUCGAUUCUUCGGCAACACGUUGUGGAUCAUCGCUCUCUGUUAUUAUUCCUACAUUACAUUCUUAGGAUACAGUGCGUUGCCAUUCCUGAAGAAGACGCAGAUGUUCCUAUAUCCGAUGACGAUCAUGGUCCUGCUUUAUGUGAUUUCAUUGGCCGUUGGAUGGAAUCUUAGCAGCGGACUUUGUAACUUCUAUAAAUAUAGAGUCUUUUGAAACGAGUAGUUUGACAAUGACACUACACUGUGAAGGAUGUUAUGUUCAAAUGAUGGUUCCUCAUUCCCUGGAUAUAGGGCUUGUGAAAUGUGGAAGAGAAGAUGUAUUUAGAGUGACUGUGUGAUAAGCAUUGAUGCAGCAUGGUCGAGUUCAUAUCAGCUCUCUGCUAGUGAUACAGCUAGAAAUCUGAAAAGGCAGGACAGAAAAGGGCACAGCCUUAAAAUGGUAGGCUGUUUGCUUUUCAAAUUGCCAUGGAUGGUUUUGUUGUUGUUUUUCUCGAGAAAAACGCAAUAGCUGGUCUUCAACUAGGGAUGGGGUGAAUACUGAUCAAGUACUUUUCUGUUUGAUAAUAUUUUCUGCAACUGCUGCAGAUUUGUGACAGUUUUGAUGAAAAAUGUGAUGUUUUGGCUUCAAGUUUGAGAAAUGUUGAUUCAUGUGCAUUCUUGCAAAGUCUGUUAAUUUGGUUGAAAUUAACAAUGACACGAUAAACUCUAGUCACAAUAGCAACAUUAUUAUUGUACCAUUGAUGUCUAUUAUGACAUAAGGAGUAACGGUUUGUUGUACUGUCAGAUCCUUUCGGCGAGUUUGUUUAACUUAACCUGGCCUACCUUGCCCUAGCCUUAAAAAUGUCUUCAGAAAGCAAAACUGGUAUAUAAAACCAUCAAAACUAACACAAAAUAACGCAAUACAGAUACAGGUAUCAGCUGUCACCUUUGAUUUUGUGGCUAUGAUGGGCGUAAAUAGGGCAUGGGAACUAAUAUUUAGAGUUUGAGAUUUUAUGAAAUCGAGCUGCAGAGAUUGUACCCUUGAUGUAAAUAUUCUAUUGUCAUAUCAACACUACUUAUAAAAGUGCUACAUUGUUCUUUCACAAGCAACUGUUUUGGAGUCAUACUAAAAGUAUGUUUGUAAAUUUUUCCGUUUUUCAGACCCUCCCCCUGUACAAAGAAAAAUGUUAAAAUGUACGAUAUGUGCAAAUGGCCACCCAAAUCCUCCCCCCCCGCUCAGAUAUGUACGUACAUACGUACGUAUGACCCCUUUCCGGUGGUGUCCUUCUCUAGUGCUGUAUAAAUUGAACACUUCCUCAUCAAAUUGGAAGGUGGUGGUAUGUAUUGCAUUGUAUUUCACAUACUGUUAACUGUUUCAUAGCUAAGAGUUGGGGAUUUCGCCGGUUUUCAAUUAGUGGUAAACACAAUGUUUGCCGCUAAAAUUUGCGGGUUAAUGCAUUACUGUUGACAUUUUCCGGCUUUUUAGAUCAUCAUUUGGUAGUGCAUGUGGAAAUCCGUGAAAAUGAAACACUAGUGAAAAAUUCAUGGUUUACAGUACCAGCCUAUUCAAAGCAUCGAUGUUCAGUACUCCCUUGGUAUCAUGGUCAAGGCCAAAACUUUGUAAAUAGCUGUACUGGAUUGUGUACAUUGUGUGAGAAGAAGUACGUAACAUAUGGUCAUGUGUUACAUGUAUUUGUAGAAAUAAACAAAUGUAUUUAUCACGAAA
Molecule: messenger RNA, 2488 nt
Organism: Lineus longissimus
Lineage: Eukaryota; Metazoa; Nemertea; Pilidiophora; Heteronemertea; Lineidae
Product: protein unc-50 homolog A-like
Exons: 8
Coding region: 131-997 (288 amino acids)
Cellular component (GO): Golgi membrane
Source: RefSeq, a predicted model, not a curated record